Messenger RNA from Coffea arabica (coffee), 2630 nucleotides. RefSeq names its product toMV susceptible protein tm-1(GCR26). Gene Ontology annotation, biological process: carbohydrate derivative metabolic process. Lineage: Eukaryota; Viridiplantae; Streptophyta; Magnoliopsida; Gentianales; Rubiaceae. Gene Ontology annotation, molecular function: catalytic activity; carbohydrate derivative binding. The record is from RefSeq and is a predicted model, not a curated record.
GCACUGUGGUUAGCACUUCAGCUAUCAUCACUUGCUAAACUCAUAAGCAACGAUCUUCGUCUUACCAAAAAUAAUAAUAAUAAUAAGCAACGAUCUUCGCUGAUUGAUUCAAUCCUAAAACCAUAAAAUUAACUUAAUUAUUGAGAUCAAUAACAAAAGGAAAAGCAGAUACCAAAAUGGCAAAAAAUGAGAUGAAUGAGGCGGUGCAAGUUUUCUGCGUCGGAACUGCUGAUACGAAGCUUGAAGAGCUCCGAUUUCUAUCCCAAUCCGUUCAAUCAAAUCUCAGCAACUUCUCCACUAAUUCUUCCACUAAGGUACAAGUUACAGUUGUAGAUGUUUCUGCGGGUGAGAAGGAGGUACAGAGCUGUGGUGACUUCACGUUUGUAUCAAGGGAGGAUGUCUUUUCUGCUUCAGGGGAACCAAGCCCAGUCCAGCUUCCUGAUGAUAGAGGCAAAGCUGUUGCAGUGAUUUGUAAAGCACUUGAAAAUUUUCUCAGAAAAGCUCAUAGGGGUCGAGUCCUUGCUGGAGUUGUAGGGCUGGGAGGUAGUGGAGGGACAUCUCUGCUAUCAUCUGCCUUUCGAUCUCUUCCCAUUGGGAUCCCCAAGUUACUUGUAUCUACUGUUGCCAGUGGUCAAACGGAACCUUAUAUUGGAACAUCAGAUUUAUUGUUGUUUCCUUCAGUGGUGGAUAUUUGUGGCAUUAACAAUGUGAGCAGGGUUGUGCUAUCAAAUGCUGGUGCAGCUUUUGCUGGGAUGGUCGCUGGAAGGCUUGAAAAGUCUAAAGAAACCCGCAAUGGCAGUGAAAAAUUUACAGUGGGUUUGACAAUGUUUGGAGUCACCACACCAUGUGUUAAUGCUGUCAAGGAAAGACUGCUUAAAGAAGGUUAUGAGACCUUGGUUUUUCACGCCACAGGUGUAGGAGGCAGGGCUAUGGAGGAUCUUGUUAGACAAGGACUUAUACAGGGUGUUUUAGACAUCACAACCACUGAAGUUGCAGAUUAUGUUGUUGGAGGUGUUAUGGCAUGUGAUAGUUCCCGGUUUGAUGCCUUAAUAGAGAAAAAUAUACCUUUGGUGCUGAGUGUGGGAGCCUUGGAUAUGGUUAAUUUUGGAGGCCAAGAUACCAUACCUUCUCAAUUUCAUCAUCGGAAGAUUCAUGAACACAAUCAGCAGGUUUCUUUGAUGCGGACUACAGUGGAUGAGAAUAAAAAGUUUGCUGAAUUUAUAGCAGAGAAGUUAAACAAGUCAAACUCAAAACUCUGUAUCUGCUUGCCAGAGAAAGGGAUAUCUGCUUUGGAUGCACCUGGUAAGGCCUUUUAUGAUCCUGAGGUUACUGGAACUCUGAUAAAGGAAGUACAGAAGCUGAUUCAGACAAAUGAAGACCGUCAGGUCAAGGUUUUCCCUCAUCACAUUAAUGAUAUUGAGUUUGCAAACGCCUUGGCUGACUUGUUCAUAGAGAUCUGUCAUAAUUCUAAAGAUGGUGGUGAGAGUGUUUAUGAAUCUAUGAAAGAUAUCCAAGAAGAUCAUCCUGUUUCUGAAGUAAAACCCACAAAAGGAACUAUUUCUUACUGCCUGAGCAACUUCCCAAAUGCAAAACCAGAAACUUUGGAGAGAACGCAUGCCGUGCUGCAGAAUUUGAAAGAUCAAAUAAGGAUGGGUAAACCCAUUAUUGGGGCUGGUGCAGGGACAGGGAUAUCAGCAAAAUUUGAAGAAGCAGGUGGCGUGGAUCUAAUAGUUUUAUACAACUCAGGGCGCUUUCGGAUGGCAGGAAGGGGCUCCUUGGCAGGAUUGUUGCCUUUUGCUGAUGCAAAUGCAGUAGUAGUUGAGAUGGCCAAUGAAGUGUUGCCUGUAGUUAAGAAGGUUCCUGUUCUGGCUGGUGUCUGUGCAACUGAUCCAUUUCGCUGCAUUGACUAUUUCCUGAAGCAGUUGGAGUCCAUAGGUUUCUGUGGAGUGCAAAAUUUUCCUACUGUUGGGCUUUUUGAUGGUAAUUUUAGACAAAAUCUAGAAGAGACUGGAAUGGGAUAUGGAUUGGAGGUUGAAAUGGUUGCGAAAGCUCAUGAAAUGGGCCUCUUAACUACCCCUUAUGCCUUCAACAUAGAAGAAGCAGUGGCAAUGGCAAAAGCUGGUGCUGACGUUGUAGUGGCUCAUAUGGGGCUCACAACCUCAGGAUCAAUUGGUGCAAAAACGGCUCUCUCAUUGGAUGAAAGUGCUGUUCGUGUUCAAGCUAUUGCUGUGGCUGUUCAUUCUGUCAAUAGUGAUGUUAUUGUGCUCUGCCAUGGAGGUCCUAUAUCCAGCCCUGAAGAAGCCAAAUAUGUACUAAAGAAUACAAAAGGCGUUCAUGGAUUCUAUGGGGCAUCAAGUUUGGAAAGGCUACCAGUAGAGCAAGCUAUAACAGCCACCGUACAGGAGUACAAAUCAAUUUCUAUGAAGUAAACGUGACAUUCUUGGAUGCCUUUGGGAGCUAGAUCCUUUUUGUGUGUUUGUUUACUUUUCGAUUCAUUAUCAUCUUUUUCUGACAUGUACUUUGUUAAAAAAAAAAAAGAUAUAUAAAUAUUCAAAGAUUUCAGAUCAACAUUAUGCACUUAUGGAUGAGAAUAAAAUUUGAAAUGACAUUAUUGUCAUACAGAAGAUUUA